Molecule: messenger RNA, 2916 nt
Organism: Pogona vitticeps (central bearded dragon)
Lineage: Eukaryota; Metazoa; Chordata; Lepidosauria; Squamata; Agamidae
Gene: CLIC2
Product: chloride intracellular channel 2
Source: RefSeq, a predicted model, not a curated record
CGGGACACCAUCUGGGCUCUUUGAUAAAGGAGGGAAGAGGGUGGUGUGUGACCGGCUGAUAACCCAAGGCUGCUGAGUCACGGCAUGCAGCAGGUCGAUCAUAGCACACCUCGACGCCACUGCUGGCUUCCACUUCUGGAGGAAGGAAGGAAAAGGAAACUGACAGGGUAGCUCACAGCGGCGUGACGCUCAGCCUCGCAGCGGGACGCCUCUUCUUUACUAGAGAGAGCAGCUGCCGGACAAACCGCCACUGACUCAAGCGCUGGACUCCCAAUCGGAUUCAUUAUCGGGACGUACUGAGAGGUGGCCUUCAUCAGCCACAGGCGGCCCGGAGGAUGGCAACUCGGCUCUAUAACCCCCAGAAGGAACCGGAGAUCGAGCUGUUUGUCAAGGCUGCCUUGGAUGGAGAAAACGUCGGAAAUUGCCCCUUCUGUCAGAGCCUUUUCAUGGUCCUGUGGCUGAAAGGUGUCCGAUUCAAUGUGACAACGGUGGAUAUGACAAGGAAACCGGACGAGCUGAAAGAUCUCGCCCCUGGAAUUAAUCCUCCAUUCCUGGUCUUCAACAAGGAGCUGAAAACAGACUUCCUGAAGAUUGAAGACUUUCUGGAGCAGACCCUCACACCACCCAAGCACCCACAGCUUGCCCCCAAAAACAGAGAGUCCAUGGAGGUGGGCAGAAACAUCUUUGCCAAGUUCUCUGCGUACAUCAAGAACCCCCACAAGGAAGCAAGCAAGAAUCUGGAGAAAGCUCUGCUGAAGGAGUUCCAGCGCCUGGAUGAUUAUUUAAGCACUCCGCUCCCAGAGGAAAUUGACCAUCACUGCACAGAGGAAAUACUGGUCUCUCAAAGGAAGUUCCUGGAUGGGGACAGGAUGACCUUAGCCGAUUGCAAUCUACUGCCCAAACUCAACAUCAUCAAGGUGGCUGCAAAGAAAUAUCGCAACUUUGAGAUCCCCCGUGAAAUGGCGGCCGUGUGGCGCUAUCUCCACCAUGCGUACACCUGCGAUGAGUUUAGCCACACCUGUCCGGCCGAUGAGGAGAUUGAGCGCACGUACGCCAGCAUGGCCAAGAAGAUGAGUUAAGGCCAGCAUCUCAAGGACGCACAGCUUCCAUUCAAGAUGGCCCCUUUCGAACUCUUCCCUUUCUGCUCAUGGUCUUUACGAGGAAGCAGGUCUUACCACAUCACUGGCUUCAAGAAAGCUCUGCCGCCCUGGAUACCUCAUCAUGCUAGACUUCAAGGACUCCUUCAAAUGUCCUUAAGGCGUGGGGGUCUCUCUCUCUCUCUCUCUCCAGAAGCCUGUUUUCUCACGUCUGUCUUCUUUCCACCAUGAGUUAACUGUAUGUGUUGGACUGAUAUACUCCACAUGGAUCUCUCUGUGACUUCUGGGCACCCACCCGCUCCACCUUGCCCUCGCUCUUCAACCCCAUGGCUUGGGGACUCUGCUGGAAAGCUGUGUGUUACUUCUGAACACUAACUUUCAAAGACUUCUACUGCAUAAUUUCUCUGCUUUAAAGCCUGCUGUAAGAUGAGGAGUGGGUGGUGGGUGGGUGGGGAGCAACGCUUUCAGGCUUGCUUAAAGUGGGGGCACUAAGGGGAUGGAUGCCCAAAUCCAGCUUGGGGCUCUCAAAACAAUUUAUAGCACUUUCAGCCAGACUGGCUGCGUGACACUUAAAUCUCUCAUUUUCCACCCUGGUUGGAAUGUUCUCCCUCUCCCUUAGUCAGAAAGGAAGGCAUAUCCCUGUGCAUAAGCAGAGUGCUUAUCUUUCUAGACUACUAAGGGAAGUGGUAAGCAGAGUAUUGUUGAACCCCCACCCACCCCUUCCAGGGCUUGGCCGUACCAUGAAGCAGAGCAAGACAGCCUCGUUGGGUAGCAGAUGCUGAGGAAGGCAGGGACCUACUGCUGGAGAGAGCUUUGGUUUGCCUAAGCUGACCUCCUGCCUUCUGGCAUGGUGCAAAAUGUUCUCCCAUCCCCGGGGUUGGGGAAACACUUCAUCUGCCGGUCGAGCCAACUUUUGUACAUGGAAUUGAAGAGAUAUCGGAGAUAUGUCUGUUAUGUAGACAUAAUAUCCUGGGAGGGCCCUGAUCCACCCCUCUUAAGCACAACCCUCCUUAUCUCCGACCAAGACAGGAUAGCUUGGAAAACAUUCAGAAGAAGCAACUUAUUCUUGACCUGUGACCUUUUUUGGACUGCAACUGCCAAGAUCUCCUAAAUAGUAUGGCAGUGGUCUUCUUGCCUGGGGGAUUCUGAGCACUGCAGUCCAAAAAAAGGAACUUCUCCGACUCUGGGAGGCAAGCACACCAUGCUGUUCUGAGCUUCAGCAGCUGGGACCCUCCCAGUGUUUCUUAGUAGCUACUUUCCCAUACCUGAACCCUUUCUGAGCUCAUUGGCAAAAGACCAGCAGGAAAAGCAAACACAAAGCUACCCAGUUCAAGGUGCCAAACACACCAAGGCAAACUUGUGUGCGUUCAUCCUUUGUUGUCCUGUUAUUGCCACAGAAAAGAGAGCUGGGAUUUGCCUGCUUAGGUAUGUGAAAGUAGGAGGGUGGGUUUGUAUGCUUAGAAAAUAAGAUUCAUACGGUGAACUAAGAUGAAGGGCAGAUUGGUGAAAGGGGCGGAGAAGUCCCAAAACAAGAGGGAGAGCGUUUUUGCAGAAGGUCAUCAUGGCAGAUGAUGACCUUCAAACCUAUUCAGUGUUCCUUCUGCUUUGAAUGGCUCUCUCCUUGAGCCACACAUGCAUUGAGAGCCAGCUGAGUUUCACACAGCUGUGUUUAGAUAUGCAAAGAGUGGUUUGGUGGGUCCUGUGCUACUUUCUCUCCACCUAGUAGGGUCAAAUCACUAUCAAAACUCCUCACCAGUGAACCUGCUUUUGCAAGAGGUGAACAGAUCUUAACAUAAACUGUUUCAUCAACAUUUUCUUU